This is a messenger RNA of Helianthus annuus (common sunflower), 1421 nucleotides long. RefSeq lists its product as uncharacterized. The record is from RefSeq and is a predicted model, not a curated record. Gene Ontology annotation, molecular function: zinc ion binding; nucleic acid binding. Bases 219 to 1313 code for a protein of 364 amino acids. Lineage: Eukaryota; Viridiplantae; Streptophyta; Magnoliopsida; Asterales; Asteraceae. The transcript is spliced from 2 exons.
AAGAAUAUAUAUUGAUUAUCAACUCCUAAUAUAAACCAACUUGUUCUCCAAGUUUAUUACCCCUAUAUAUAGUCCAUGUAUUCUAUUGUGUAUGACACACCCAUUAAUAAUAAACAUCUUUUCUCUCCCAAUUAUCUCUUCUCAUCUUCUUGCUAUUAGGCUUAUUCAUAACACGUUAUCAGCACGAUUGCUUUGGAUCACACAAUCAUAAGUUCAUCAUGACAAAUCUUGCAAAACUUGAGUUCAUGGCUUUAGAUAUUACUGGGAAAAACUAUCUGUCAUGGGUAUUGGAUGCUGAAAUACAUUUGAAUGCAAAUAAUCUGGGUGAAACAAUUAAAGAAGGAAAUAAAGCAAACACCCAAGAUAAGGCAAAAGCCAUGAUCUUUUUACGCCAUCAUAUUCAUGAGGCUUUGAAAAGUGAGUAUCUCACUAUCAAGGAUCCACUUGUCCUUUGGACCAACCUGAAAGAAAGGUAUGACCACCAGAAAACGGUAAUAUUACCAAGAGCUCGUUACGAGUGGAUUAAUUUAAGAUUGCAAGACUUUAAGUCUAUAAGCGAGUACAACUCGGCAAUGUUUAGAAUCACAUCACAAUUGAUUCUAUGUGGUGAAAAUAUUACUGAUAAGGAAAUGUUGGAAAAAACAUUUUUAACCUUUCACCCCUCAAAUGUGAUACUACAACAACAAUAUCGUGAAAGGGGUUUCACCAAAUAUAGUGAGUUAAUAUCAUGUUUGCUUGUGGCCGAGCAAAACAAUGAGCUCUUAAUGAAAAAUCAUGAGACUCGUCCGGUUGGAGCAACCCCAAUCCCUGAAGCUAAUGUGGCAACAUAUAAUGGCCAAAGUGAAAGUUAUGGACGUGGUCGAGGUUAUCAUCGUGGUCGUGGUCGUGGUCAUGGCCGUGGUCGUGGUCAAGGUCGUGGACGUGGCCGAGGAAAUUAUCAUAGUGUUCAGUUUAAAAACAAAGGGACCCACCAAAAGUGGCAUAAUAAUGAACAUAAAUCCAAUGAAGAAAAAAAUAAAAAGAAGGUGGGAUCUUCAUCGAAUGCAUGUUAUCGAUGUGGAAGUAACAAUCAUUGGUCGAAGACUUGUCGUACGGCCAAACACUUGGUGGAACUUUAUCAACAAUCCAUCAAAGACAAAGCAAAAGAAAUAGAGACAAAUUUUACAUAUGAGGUUGCAAAUGUUGAUAAAGACCAUAAUGAUGCAACUAAUUUGGAUUAUGAUGAUUUCCUUAUUGAGCCAACUAACUUGGAUUCUGGUGAUAUUGUGGCUGAUACAACCCAGUUGGAUGCUUGCAAUUUUCCUUACAUAUGAAUUAUUAGUUUUCAAGUGAUGUUAUUUCCUUCAUUUCUUUAAGACAUUUUGUUUGAGUUUUGUUUUGGGAUUUGUUAUGUUUGAAGCAUGUUAGACAUUUUAUUUAUA